CCUCUGUUUUCUCGUUUCAUCCUUUCAACUCUCCUCACUUCACACUACACAGAGGCUCUGAGUGUGUGUGUGUCUCUCUAUAUCUACGCUACUCUCCCAACGGAUCUUUUUCGUUCUAGCUGCCUCUUCCUCAGCCUCUCUGUUUCUCUGCUUGUUCGUCACUUAUUUGCUUCUUCUGCUCCUGAAAAACCUUUUAUUUGUCGUAUUUCUCACACCAUAAAACUGCCAGUCUCGUUGGUUUCCUUGUUGGGUAACUUUCUUUUUCCUUGUUCCUUUUGGCCUAAAUUCUCUCUCACGCUAAUUCCUGGGUUUUUGUCCUAGGGUUUUGGAAUCAAAUGUUAUUUAUAUAAUUUCUUUCUGUUUUAGAAGAAGCUGUUUGUUUUUUUUUUUUUUUUUUGAAAUGGGUUUUGGGUUUUCCUUGAAUAUUUAAGAUAUAUUUGUAUAUAUUGACUCUUGGCCUUUUCUCCUUUCUUUUUUAAGCCUCAGAACUUUUCUUAGUUUGUACUUUUCAGGGUUUAGGGUUUUACUACUCUCCCAUUUUUUUCUCAAUUCUCACAUCAAAAAGUGAAUUUUCAGUCUGAAAAUUGCUUCCUAAUUCCAACUCAGUUUUAAACUUUGAAUUGAAUUCAGAUAUGGGAUUCCUCCUGCAAAUUCUGGGUUUUCUUUGAAUUCUCCAAAUUGUGAAAUCCAUUUUCUCUCUUCUAAUUACUAUGUCUUCUCCUUGUUUGAGUGGAGGUAGUAGUAGAACCUAUGGGUUCGAUUUAGAAAUUGUGAAAUCACCAUCAACAUUAACAAGAACUUCACACACUUCUUCUCCAUCUUCUACUCUCUCUGAAUCUAGCAAUUCCCCACUAGCAAUAUCUACAAGAAAACCACGAACUCCUCGAAAACGUCCCAACCAAACCUACAAUGAAGCAGCGGCUCUUCUGUCUACUGCCUACCCAAACAUCUUCUCCACCAAGGACCUCACCGAUAAUCCUCGCAAAUUCACUAAACCUCAUCAGGACACUCUUCUUCUUGACGAAUCCUCCUCAGAAUUACUAUGGCCUUUUAGAGUUUUCAGCGACUCUGACUUUCUUCUUCAUCAACCCAUCGAGAGUGAGAAACCCAGUUUAGUAAAUGAAUCCAAAGUCUCAAAUUUUAUGAUUUCCUGUGACAAUAAGUCUUGCCAGAGUGGAAAUUCCAUGGAAUUCUGUGAUGGGUAUCAGGAAGAUUUCGAUGCUGAAUCAAUUCUCGAUGAGGAAAUCGAGGAGGGAAUCGAUAGUAUAAUGGGAAAUCUAAGUGUAAGCAAUGAAAACGUGGCGAUGAAUCCAAUGGGAUUUCAUUUCGGCGGCAAAUUCCAGCUCGGAUUUGGGAAUGGAAUUAAAAAAGGAGUAAGAGCAUUGAGAAAUGGCGAUGAAGGCAAUUGGUGGAAUUUUCCAAUCGUCGAUAUGCUUCAAAUCUCGCCGAGACUUAACAACAACAACAACAACUUCAAACCUUCAGAUUCGAAGCCGAAGGUAAAGAGGAAUUCGAAUUCCGGCGAGAAAAAGAAGAAGAAGGUAGAGAAACCGGCUGUGGAAUUGAAGAAUUCGGAAUUGGCCAAGGAGGAGAAAUCAAUUCCGCAGCUGAAUUCUGGUUUGUUAUUGAAAUUGAACUACGACAGCGUUUUGGACGUUUGGUCAGACCGCGGAUCUCCGUUUACGGACGAUAUAUCGGGAUCCGAAGGAAACGACGUCGCUGCCAGAUUGGCGCAGAUAGAUUUAUUUUCAGAAAAUGGAGUAAGAGAGGCUAGCGUACUACGCUACAAGGAAAAGAGACGUACACGUCUUUUCUCUAAGAAGAUCAGAUAUCAAGUUAGAAAAGUCAAUGCUGAUCAACGGCCUAGAAUGAAGGGGCGAUUUGUGAGAAGGCUAAAUUCAAGUGCAACUAGUCAAGGAAGAGAAGAAUAAUAUUAUGUUUUAAGUGGAAAAAAUCGCUACUUUUAUCUCUUUUAUUUUGUUGUUUAAUUAGUUUUGUACUCUCUCACACUAUAAAAAUAAGGGGUGAUGACUAAUUUAAAAGAGAACGAUAGAGAAAUAUGCCAACAAGUUUUUGCAUUGGUUUACAUUUUCUCUAUAAUGUUUUCUCUUUGUUUUCUAGUCUUAGGAACGAUGCCUCUCUUUUUUUCCUC
Hevea brasiliensis (rubber tree) is the source of this 2152-nucleotide messenger RNA. RefSeq names its product protein CHLOROPLAST IMPORT APPARATUS 2. Gene Ontology annotation, cellular component: nucleus. Gene Ontology annotation, molecular function: protein binding. Lineage: Eukaryota; Viridiplantae; Streptophyta; Magnoliopsida; Malpighiales; Euphorbiaceae. Gene Ontology annotation, biological process: regulation of DNA-templated transcription. The transcript is spliced from 3 exons. The record is from RefSeq and is a predicted model, not a curated record. Bases 711 to 1931 code for a protein of 406 amino acids.